Molecule: messenger RNA, 1091 nt
Organism: Anoplopoma fimbria (sablefish)
Lineage: Eukaryota; Metazoa; Chordata; Actinopteri; Perciformes; Anoplopomatidae
Gene: arpc4
Product: actin related protein 2/3 complex, subunit 4
Exons: 6
Coding region: 62-568 (168 amino acids)
Biological process (GO): Arp2/3 complex-mediated actin nucleation; actin filament polymerization
Cellular component (GO): Arp2/3 protein complex; actin cytoskeleton
Molecular function (GO): actin filament binding
Source: RefSeq, a predicted model, not a curated record
UGUUCACGGACCGACAAGUGCAGCUACUUCCGCCUUUAGCCGCAGCUCAUCACACAGAGACAUGACGGCUACCUUGCGCCCGUAUCUCAAUGCAGUUCGUGCUACCCUGCAGGCUGCCCUCUGCCUGGAGAAUUUCUCCUCGCAAGUGGUGGAGAGACACAACAAGCCAGAGGUGGAAGUGCGAAGUAGUAAAGAGCUGCUCCUCCAGCCUGUGAUCAUCAGCCGUAACGAAAAGGAGAAAGUUCUGAUUGAGGGCUCCGUCAACUCUGUCAGAGUCAGCAUUGCUGUCAAGCAGGCAGAUGAGAUUGAGAAGAUUCUGUGCCAUAAAUUCAUGCGCUUCAUGAUGAUGAGAGCGGAGAACUUCUUCAUCCUGAGGAGGAAACCAGUGGAGGGCUAUGACAUCAGUUUUCUCAUCACCAACUUUCACACAGAGCAGAUGUACAAACACAAACUGGUGGACUUUGUCAUUCAUUUCAUGGAGGAAAUUGACAAGGAGAUCAGUGAAAUGAAGCUGUCCGUCAACGCCAGGGCUCGUAUUGUCGCAGAGGAGUUCCUCAAAAAUUUCUGAAAGAGAGAGAAAACUGGGGAAAACAUUCCUUUUGCAAUCUUGGCUGUCACUGUGGAGCAUCGCAGAUCAGAGAGGAGGAAAUCUUAUCAGCCAUGAGAAGUUAAGAAACAUAAGACUCUGUUAAAGAUGUACAGGCAAAUGGGGUUUUGCCCUUUAACCUUAAUAUGCCCUUUUGCUCAAAAAUAUUGAUUCUUGUACAUAAUGAAUAUUCCCACCAGAUUUAAUUUCUGCCUUUUAGAACAAAAGAAGUCAGGGCAGGUCCUUAAAAAGCUAUUUGUAAUCAAUAUUCUUGAGCACAGGGUAAUAUGGAUUUAAAUUUACAUGUUUGUUUUUUUAAAUAUAUAUUAUAUACACAUAAAUUUAAUUAGCUGUGUUUUUUUAUGACAGACCUUAAACCACAAGGGCAAUCAAUUGGUGCACGUUUCUUGUAUUAGUACACAAGAUGAACCAUAUUGUAGAUGGAAAUAAUUAAAUAAAUAUACUUGCUGAAAGUGAAGAUAAAUAAAAAGCAAUAUUCUUUGUA